CGCGCAAACGUUAGGAAGAAGAAGCAGAAGAAGAAGCACUCUGAAAAACGACAAUAUGGCGGAAAGUAACAUCAAUAGUGAUGUAAGGAGGCCUUUAAAUUUAGACGCAGAAGCUCCUAAAUUAUCUGACUUGCUAGAGCGUGGGUGGAAGAUAUUUGAUGAGGUAGACAGUACAAACGAACCACUGGCAUCUAACAGUAUUCAGGUUAGAGUGAAGCGUGGUAUCAGUAUGUUAGAAGAAGCGUCCAGAAUGGCAGCUCAACUCGACCUGUUCAGCCGUAAUGAGGAAUUGGAGGAGAUUUCCACGACUGACCUAAAGUAUCUGCUGCUGCCCGCAUUAUUAGGAGCGCUGACCAUGAAGCAGACCAGCCGAGAUAAACGACUAGAUAUAGUCCGGGCAGCCCGAGCUUACUUUAUGGAUUUUUUGAGACGAUGCAAAGAGUAUAAUUUAUCACAGUUUGAGCUGCCAAAGUCGAGGCAUGAAAACACAAGUCUGGAAGAAUCAUCAGAAUGUGCAGUCUCAGCAACCAAGCCUGUCCCCAGUCCAUCAGGCCUGGUUGCCAUGGCAACACAUAGACAAGCAAAGAUCGAGCGGUAUCAUCAGAAGAAGGAGUUGGAAGCCAGGUUGUCAGACUUGAGGAGAGCUGUGGACAGUGGACAGGCCGACGAUGAAGUCACCAGAGAUUUCUAUCUUCUGAAUGUCCGGAGAUGGGUCGGUGUGUGUCUGGAUGAAAUAGAAAGCAUUGAUCAGGAAGCUGAGAUUCUCGAGGGGAUGGAUGUUUUGAAGCACACUGCUGCCAAACAGGCACCACGGCCAGUCAGGCGUCCCAUGAAACCCUUCAUCCUUACCAAGGAUGCUGUACAGGCUCAGGUGUUUGGGGCUGGUUACCCCAGCCUUGCCACCAUGACAGUAGAUGACUGGUAUGAACAGCACAGAAAACAUGGAGUUCUGCCUGACCAAGGGAUACCCAGAAGUGUUCUGGAGGAUGACACUGAUGCAAAUGAGAAGGAAGAGGAAGAAAAAGAGAAAAAGGCUGAAAAUGAUGACCAAGAGUCUCUGCUGAAAGCCAGAGAAUGGGAUGACUGGAAAGACAAUCAUCGCAGAGGUUAUGGAAACCGCCAGAACAUGGGCUAACUGUGUGUCUGUCUGGCCUCCUCUGUUUUCAUGUUUUGUUUUUUUUAUCAGUCCUGGAAGUGGAUGUUCUUCACAGUUCUGAUCCUUAAAACUGUUGGUAUGAGAAGGAAAUACACCACCACAUCAUCACCUAACAAGCCUGCUGAGUUAACUGACCUGACUACAUACAGGUAGACACUGAUCAGCAACCCAGCUGAUAUCCUCAUGUUUCAUUUUUUGUCAGUACUUCUCUGUGGUGCCAUGUGUUUCACAGCAUCCUAAUAAAAAUCGACAGGUUGACUGGACUGACUGGAGGCCAGCCAUGAU
Molecule: messenger RNA, 1441 nt
Organism: Monopterus albus (swamp eel)
Lineage: Eukaryota; Metazoa; Chordata; Actinopteri; Synbranchiformes; Synbranchidae
Gene: igbp1
Product: immunoglobulin (CD79A) binding protein 1
Exons: 3
Coding region: 56-1135 (359 amino acids)
Biological process (GO): regulation of signal transduction; regulation of dephosphorylation
Cellular component (GO): cytosol
Molecular function (GO): protein phosphatase 2A binding
Source: RefSeq, a predicted model, not a curated record